AUGAUCAUACAAAUUUUUCAGUUGAAUCGUGGGCCGAGCCCAUCAUCUGAGCGGGGGCAGGAGGUACCCGCCGAACCAGAACUCCAACCUGAGGAAGAAGAACCAAUUAACGAAAUAAUGGACGCUAACGACAACAUUAACAACAAUAUUAACGAUUUUAACGAGGACAUUGACGACGCUAACGACAAUAACGACAAUAACAUUAACGACAAUAACGAGGAAUUAAUAUUAAUUAACGAAGAUAACGACGAAACUAACAUGACCCAAGAAGAAGAGGGGCCUGCGCAGCCCCGCUAUUUCCUGUAA
Messenger RNA from Anisakis simplex (herring worm), 306 nucleotides. Lineage: Eukaryota; Metazoa; Nematoda; Chromadorea; Rhabditida; Anisakidae. The record is from the annotation of a GenBank genome assembly.